Messenger RNA from Phyllostomus hastatus (greater spear-nosed bat), 6004 nucleotides. RefSeq names its product DDB1 and CUL4 associated factor 7 (gene DCAF7). Gene Ontology annotation, molecular function: protein binding. The record is from RefSeq and is a predicted model, not a curated record. The transcript has 7 exons. Bases 245 to 1273 code for a protein of 342 amino acids. Lineage: Eukaryota; Metazoa; Chordata; Mammalia; Chiroptera; Phyllostomidae. Gene Ontology annotation, cellular component: nucleus.
AGCAGUGUCUCAAACGGAAGGUGGUUGUUGUCCGAGCCCAAGCAGGUUUGAAAGUGGGGGUCGGGCCGAGGCUGUGGUUGUCUGUUGCCGAGGCCCCGCUUCCGGGCUAGGCUGUCCCUGCCAGCCCCGGCCCCGCCUCCCUUCGGACCCCUGGGUCCCAGGUCCGGCUCCUCGGCCGCCGCGCGCCCGGUCCGCCUCAGUCCGCUGCUGACCCGGCCCGCACUGCGGCCCCACGGCAGCCACCAUGUCCCUGCACGGCAAACGGAAGGAGAUCUACAAGUAUGAAGCGCCUUGGACCGUCUACGCCAUGAACUGGAGCGUGCGGCCUGACAAGCGCUUUCGUCUGGCGCUGGGCAGCUUCGUGGAGGAGUACAACAACAAGGUUCAGCUUGUUGGUUUAGAUGAAGAGAGUUCAGAGUUUAUUUGCCGAAACACCUUUGACCAUCCGUACCCCACCACAAAGCUCAUGUGGAUCCCUGACACAAAAGGUGUCUAUCCAGACCUACUGGCGACAAGCGGCGACUAUCUCCGAGUGUGGAGGGUUGGGGAAACAGAGACCAGGCUGGAAUGUUUGCUAAACAAUAACAAGAACUCAGAUUUCUGUGCUCCUUUGACCUCCUUUGACUGGAAUGAGGUGGAUCCUUAUCUUUUAGGUACCUCCAGCAUUGAUACGACUUGUACCAUCUGGGGGCUGGAGACAGGGCAGGUGUUGGGGCGAGUGAACCUUGUGUCUGGCCAUGUGAAGACCCAACUGAUCGCCCAUGAUAAAGAGGUCUAUGAUAUCGCGUUUAGCCGGGCUGGGGGUGGCAGGGACAUGUUUGCCUCUGUGGGUGCUGAUGGCUCGGUGCGGAUGUUUGACCUCCGCCAUCUAGAACACAGCACCAUCAUUUAUGAAGACCCACAGCAUCACCCGCUGCUUCGCCUCUGCUGGAACAAGCAGGACCCUAACUACCUGGCCACCAUGGCCAUGGAUGGAAUGGAGGUAGUGAUUCUGGAUGUCCGAGUUCCAUGCACGCCUGUCGCAAGGUUAAACAACCACCGAGCAUGUGUCAAUGGUAUUGCGUGGGCUCCACAUUCAUCCUGCCACAUCUGCACUGCAGCGGAUGACCAUCAGGCUCUCAUCUGGGACAUCCAGCAAAUGCCCCGGGCCAUCGAGGACCCUAUCCUGGCCUACACAGCCGAGGGAGAGAUCAACAACGUGCAGUGGGCAUCGACUCAGCCCGACUGGAUUGCCAUCUGCUACAACAACUGCCUGGAGAUACUCAGAGUGUAGUGUGGAGGCGCCACGCCCAGGAGGCAGGGGCUUAUGUAUUUCCCGCCUCUGCCCCACCCCAAAGUAAGAAGAAACAUGUUUCCAGUGGCCAGUGUGUCUUUCAUUGCUUUGCACCCACUAUUACCAGAAACUGCUCUAGAUGUUCCUGGCCAGUCACCCCAUCACUCGGCGCCGGACUCGGCGCUGUGUGAUGCCUCCUCAGCCCAGGGCUGAGUUUUAAGAUUUUUCUCUCCUUUCCUCUUCUCCUUUGGUUCCUCAAUUAAAAAUUUCUGUAUAUUUGUUUGUCAGCCAUCGUGUUAAUGAGCAUUACCGGCACUGGGCGUGUGCGUAGUCCUCUGCCCCAGAUGUCUCUGUCUGUCUGUUGCCCAAGGCAGCGCUCUGUGUCCAUGUCCGUGCUAGCACUUAAGUGGGAACAAAUAACCAAUCUGAAGUUGUCUUUCCUCCUCUUAUCUAUGUCUGUAACAAAUUUCAACUUUGUAUAUUUUUUAUCUAUCAGGCUAAUUUUUUUAUGAAAAGAAUUUUACUCUCUGGCUUCUUCCUUUGUUUCGUAGUCCUCCCUAUCAGCACCUUCCUCCUUUCCCUCCGUGCCUGGACGUGGCACUGGACCCUUGUCCCCGUGAGCAGUUUGCCUUCUUGAAUCACUGCCUGAGCAGAACUGACCUGUCUGGGAGUCCCACUCCGCCCUGGUGCUCUGAAGUCGGCCAGCUCUCACAGCUUUUCUCAGCCUGGCUCUUCUCAAGGGCAUUCUGGGCUCCAAAACAGAUGUGUGAAGCCUGCCGUUUCUCCCUGCGGUACCUCUGUCCAGCCCCACAGGAACCUCCCGAGAGUGUGCUACAGCUGAGAUGGGCCGGCUGGGGACUUGAGGGCAAUGGUUUCAGGAAAGCUGAGCCCACAGCAUGUUUCCAGUACCUAGUUUCAGAGUCUGUUUUUCCCUCCAAAUAAAAGCCCCAGAAAUUCUCUUUCGUAUAUUGAACGAUAGGCAAGAAUGAUCCAUAGCCCAGCUUCAGUAUGUCUGUGUAGUUUAUUGAGACUGGUGGUCUCUCAGCCACUCCUUGGUUGAGUGCCCUGAGGUGAGACUCCUGUGUGAGAGACACACAACGUGUGUGUCUUACCCUGAAAAAAGUCUCAGUGUGGGGAGAUGCCACCUCUUAUAAGGGAGGGACUGAUAGGCCAUUGUGAUUUCAGGCCAUCAUAUAAAUAGAUAGCUACAAAAAGAAUCAGAGACCCCAGGGUCAGCCAGUUAACAGCUCUGUGCACACCUGUCCGCCGCCCUGCCCCCAGGUUGGGUUCCGAGCGGUAUUGGACUUGGAGGGCACGGGUGUCCGUUUCCAUUCUGCGAGUAAGUUCCACGGAGGGGGCUCGUGUGCAGCUCUGGUUGUAGGCCGAGUUUGGGACACACUUAGAGUCUGGGCAGGAGUCUGCCUGGUUUGUCAUGCGCUGCCAAAUGGCAGAAGGUUUCUGAGACCCAGGGAGGGUAGCAGGCUUUCGGUCUGAUGGUUGUGUCCAUGGAAGCUCUCUCCUGCUUCGUCAUUCUGAGCCCUGUGAGAGCUUUUCUGCUGUCUUCCUUUUCAGAAGCAGAUGUAUUUGUAUCCUCAAAGUCAUACCUCUUUACUACCCAGGGGCUUGUCCCAAAGUAAAAAGCUCUUUUAUUUCCCUUUCUACCUUUUUACUUUUUUAUGCUGGUCUUGGGGCUCUUUGGCUGGUCACCUGCUUGAGGUGUACUCCCCUGCUUUUGCCACCAGACUUGCAGUAUGUCAUGGGGAGAUGUAAAGUGAGUGGUUCUUGGUCUGAACCCUCCUCUGCUUGUAGUUGUGUUGGACAGUUCCAGGUCCUUUUCCCAAGGGUAGCCUGCUCCAGGAGGCGGUCAGUUCCCUCCUGUGGAAAAGGGUCUGAAAUGGAGGUUAGGGUGGUAGAGGGACCUGGUCCUGCUUGGCAGGGCUUAAGUAUACUGAGUUCUGAUUUAAGAUUCCUUUCCCAGUCUGCACUUAAACCUGGUCUGAAUGGUGAGAUUUGUCAACUAGAACUUGAAAACAACCUGGAGAAAAAAAAUUACUUAACAGAAAUUAGAAUAUACUUGGUUAAAGUUGCUACUUAUUCACCUACAACUUUUGAUUUUUUUUUCCCUUCCCUGUGGACUCCCAGCCCGUCACCGUCCAAGGUCCUGCAGUGCAGUCCUCCUCCUCACAUCCCCGUCUCCCUGCGCUGACACACGCUUGCUCACAGAGGUUGGGACACUGGUAUUUGGAAGUCCCAGUUCCUACCCUCUCCUUCUGCCACAGGCCAAACGGCCUCAUGGUUGAGGAGGGGAUUUCUGUGGUCUCGAGAUUUAGAAAGCCUCUCAGCCAGCCAUGUUCCAGAAGCACAGAUCUGUUGUAGUUUCAAAAGCAAGUGUCUGUUUAAUCUGUUUAGAUUCUCAAACUGACAGCCAGAGAGCAUGGGUGGGAGGGUCUGCACCUGCUCUCCUGGAGUGUGAGCACACCAGCUGCCAGGAUGCCGUUGGAAGGGCCAUGGUGGCCCCUCUGCACCCUGGCUCUGCUGGCUCUUUGGCUUGUUCUUGGCCCUUGAGCUGAAGCUACCCUUUGUUUUUCUUAUCUGCCCUGAGGGGAAGUGGGGGAAGGUGCGGAAUAAGUUUGGCCUCAGGUUCCACUUCAGAGAGCUGGUGAAUGGGUACAAGUCCUCCCAGAGCUUGAGUGUUUACUCUCAGGAGAGCUGGAACCCUCUCCUUCCAGGGAGGAAUCUGGCUGCGAGGAGAGGACUUGAAGAGGGAAGAUAUUUAAUAACUAGGUGAGAAUGUUUUAUCAGAACCAGGAUCGACUCUCAGAGAACUGGUUAGGUUUGGGGAAGAAACAAAAAAUUGAGAUUUCUACAAGGUUUUGAUGAUAGUCGUGGCUUUAGAAGGAGAUUUAGAAUGUGAGAGAAAAUCAACGGUAAGUGUUGCUUUAGGUCAAAGGAGAAAAUAUUAGAGGGCAGUAAUGGCCUGAGGUGGGGAAGUAUUCACACUGUCUGAGGUGUGGCCUGGGUGGCAGGGACCAUUCACCGGCCGUCUGUGAUGCUUGGGCUGGAGGGCCAGCCCAAGACCAUGUAUCCCCCUUCCCCUGUGUAAGAACAUGGCAGUUCCUUCAACUGCCUGGCUUGGGGAAAGGGAAGCCAUUGAAGGGGGACAGGGUGACAGCUCAGGGCAGAGGAGUGUCUCCCUGCAGUGAUGCAGCCAUGCAUGAUGUUCGGUGGUAGAAAUCUUCAGGUCUCUGGAGUCCAGUGAUUGUCCCAGACCGUGGCUCUUCUUGGCUGUAGGUUUAUUGAGAGCCGAAGAAGCAGAGGUUGUAAACAGUCAUCCUGACUUUGCCCCACCUUUCCCCUUUCUCUUCCUCUUCUGUUCCCUCUUCCUUUCCACUGUAGAACUUUCUCCCUGCUGCAGCCUGGGCCUUGAAUUCCUAGGCUAUAAGAAUAGGUAGGGCCUGCAAGGUUUUCCAAACACAGGAGGGCCAGCCCAAGACCAUGUGUCCCCCUUCCCUUGUGUGAGAACAUGGCAGUUCCUUCAACUGCCUGGCUUGGGGAAAGGGAAGCCGUUGAAGUAGAAGUCUCAAAGCAGACUAUCCCCUUUACUCUCUGCACUCCAGGAUGAGGAAGGAGGGCUAUGCUUGGCACUUCAUUUGGUUUUUCCCUGGGAGGAAAGCUGAACUGAGCAGUCACUGUGAACUUGGGGCCAGGCUCUCUAAGCAUCGUAUUUCUGUACUGGCCAAACCAGCUACCGAGAAAGUCUCAAUUGCAGAGCCUUGCCCACCUCCCGCACCUGCACCCUCUUCCCCCACAGUGGGCAUUGCUGCUAAUGGUCAAAGGCAAAUAUAUGGGCCAGGUCCUCUCAGGCUACUUUCUGCAUAUUAUUUUUUAAAUAUAGGACAUGCAGGUGCCUUUCCAAAGAGGCUUGGACUGGUAUAUCAAACCAGAAACAAAUAAGCUAAUGAAAGUAUGAACUCGAGAAGAAAGAUGUUGGCAGUCUGUGUAACAGCUGGGAAACUUGGAAGUGCCCACCUUUGGGACAAGCGAGUGGAUAUGAACUUGUGAUAUCUGCUAUUUAAAAGAAAUGUUCUCACCUUGGGUUGACUGUGGUGUACAGUGUGUUAUGACUUGUUGAGCUAAAGCUUUGACUUGCUUCUUGGGUCAAGUAUGAAUCAUUUGCUUUGGUUCCUGUGUAUUUUAUGAACCCCUCUGUCAGUGACUUUCCAUCCCCCCUCCCCUAGUGUGAAUUUGUAGCAUGAUUGUACAAACCUCUAUGUAGAAAAUGGAGAUUUCUUGUUCUCUGAAAUGUUAAGCUCUAGCCAAUCAAUCUCUGUCCCUUUUAGCCUAGUGUGUCUGAACUUACUUUCUUGUUAUAUAUUUAAACUUUUCCUCUAUACCAUAGAUUUUGUGGCAUCCUUUGGUCAGGUGAAGAGGAAGCUGCCCCUUGCAGAACUGUACUGUAACCAUUUUUCUUUUUAAGAUAUUAUUUUCACAGGACUGAUUGUACACAGGGCUUUUAAUAAAAUUUUAACACUGUGCUGUGAAACCACAAUGGUAAAUCCCCAUUGAAGGCUAUCUCAAAGGCACCUGAAAGUGGAGUGUUAUGUCUAUGACUUUAUUUCUUGCUUAAUUAGGUAUAUUAAACCUAAUUUUCAACCUUUCAUUCUGUUUCAGCCUCCUGUAUAAGACCAUAUUUUCUGUCCAUCAUACUUUGUAAUAAAACUUGAACAUGUA